Molecule: messenger RNA, 1384 nt
Organism: Fundulus heteroclitus (mummichog)
Lineage: Eukaryota; Metazoa; Chordata; Actinopteri; Cyprinodontiformes; Fundulidae
Gene: psmc5
Product: proteasome 26S subunit, ATPase 5
Exons: 12
Coding region: 59-1279 (406 amino acids)
Biological process (GO): proteasome-mediated ubiquitin-dependent protein catabolic process
Cellular component (GO): proteasome regulatory particle, base subcomplex
Molecular function (GO): ATP hydrolysis activity; ATP binding; proteasome-activating activity
Source: RefSeq, a predicted model, not a curated record
CGAAGAAGGAGUUGACCGGAAAUACGACAUAAGCUAAAGCGGACGCAGAAGUUUCAUCAUGGAGGUAGACGGAGUCGACCAUAUGGAGAUGGGGGACAGUAAAGGCGGGUCAGGUCUCCGUCAGUACUACCUAUCCAAGAUAGAAGAGCUCCAGCUGACUGUGAACGACAAGAGCCAGAAUCUGAGACGUCUGCAGGCACAAAGGAAUGAGCUCAAUGCCAAAGUGCGUCUGCUGCGUGAGGAGCUGCAGCUGCUGCAGGAGCAGGGCUCCUACGUGGGAGAAGUGGUCCGGGUCAUGGACAAAAAGAAAGUGCUGGUCAAGGUGCAUCCUGAAGGGAAGUUUGUUGUGGACGUAGACAAGAACAUUGACAUCAAUGAUGUGACUCCAAAUUGCCGCGUGGCGUUGCGCAACGACAGCUACACCCUGCACAAGAUCCUGCCCAACAAAGUGGACCCCCUGGUUUCUCUGAUGAUGGUGGAGAAGGUGCCGGACUCCACCUACGAAAUGAUCGGUGGCCUGGACAAACAGAUCAAGGAGAUCAAGGAAGUGAUCGAGCUGCCCGUCAAGCACCCGGAGCUGUUCGAGGCGCUGGGAAUCGCUCAGCCCAAGGGUGUGCUGCUGUACGGCCCACCCGGUACAGGGAAGACCCUGCUGGCCAGAGCUGUAGCCCACCACACUGACUGCACCUUCAUCAGGGUCUCUGGCUCUGAGCUGGUCCAGAAAUUCAUCGGAGAGGGGGCUCGCAUGGUGCGCGAGUUGUUCGUCAUGGCGAGAGAGCACGCUCCCUCCAUCAUCUUCAUGGACGAGAUCGACUCCAUCGGCUCCUCCCGCCUGGAGGGCGGCUCGGGCGGAGACAGCGAGGUGCAGAGGACGAUGUUGGAGCUGCUCAAUCAGCUGGACGGCUUUGAGGCGACUAAAAACAUCAAGGUCAUCAUGGCCACCAACCGUAUCGACAUCUUGGACUCGGCUCUGCUCCGGCCGGGAAGGAUCGACAGAAAGAUCGAGUUCCCCCCUCCUAACGAAGAGGCCCGCCUGGACAUCCUGAAGAUCCACUCCAGGAAGAUGAACCUCACUCGUGGCAUUAACCUGAGGAAGAUCGCAGAGCUGAUGCCGGGAGCCUCUGGCGCCGAGGUUAAGGGCGUCUGCACAGAGGCCGGGAUGUACGCCCUGAGGGAGCGGAGAGUGCACGUCACCCAGGAGGACUUUGAGAUGGCCGUGGCAAAGGUGAUGCAGAAAGACAGCGAGAAGAACAUGUCCAUCAAGAAGCUGUGGAAGUAAAAAAAACAAACCGCUGUGGAGUUGCUGCACACGCCGCUAAUACAUAUGUACAUUUUUCCCCUUUCUUUGUUUGUAUGAGUCCAUAAUUAAAUGGUUGGAUGGUAA